Messenger RNA from Fusarium odoratissimum NRRL 54006, 3877 nucleotides. RefSeq lists its product as uncharacterized. Gene Ontology annotation, molecular function: transmembrane transporter activity. Gene Ontology annotation, cellular component: plasma membrane. Bases 477 to 2006 code for a protein of 509 amino acids. Gene Ontology annotation, biological process: transmembrane transport. The record is from RefSeq and is a predicted model, not a curated record. The transcript has 4 exons. NCBI's taxonomy places the organism in Eukaryota, Fungi, Ascomycota, Sordariomycetes, Hypocreales, Nectriaceae.
GUUCGGUUCAGCUCCAGAAAACAACAUGGCUGUUGUGUUGUUUAGAACAAGCACACUGCAGCCAACUCUUAGACACCAGCAUAUAUCCCAGCAAGCCACACUUUAUUGUGACACAUCAGUUGGGAACAAAGUUGCAAAAUCCGGUUCCGCAUCCGAUUGCACUCCGUGAUGGUGUAUUCUUGGCUUCCCAAGAUCAUUGGCUGAUGACUGUGACCAGGGGAACUGCAAGGAAAGGAUCACAGCGUCUAGAGACUAUCAUUGAGCCUAUUGUGGAACGACUGUCGAAUUGAGUAGACUGCAGGAUGCAAACAGAUUCGAGUGGCGCAUGCAAGAGGCACAUUGUUCUUCGUUAUCUUAAGGUCGGGUUUGACAUGAGAUCAUGAUACUAGAGCAAGUUAAGCUUUACCAGAGACUUACAUCCUUCUUUGCACGUCCAGCAAACCUUAGGCUUUGCACUACUGAUUAUAAGCAUCGCAAUGGCAGUGCUCAAGAAUUUGGAAGCCAACCAUGGGCUCCAUUUAUCCGAACACUCCAGAAACAAUACUGAAAAUGGAGAAAGUGCCAGUGUUUCGACUGCUGGGAACGCAAAGGCCGGUGUGUUUUCGAGGUGGUAUAGGAGAGUGCUUGACGCUGGUGUCGAGGAGAAUGGGGUUCGGCCAGUGCCCAUAGAGCAAAGAACCCAAACGCAGCACAGCAACCUUUUCACUGUGUUCUUCACAUGUCUGUUGUGUAUUCUACCGUUGCCAACUGGUGCUCUCGGCACGGCUGUAUACGGAUUAGGAUUGCGAGAUGUGUCGUUGAUAAUCAUCUUUUUCAACAUUGUAACAUGCAUCCCCCCCGCUGUUAUCAGUAUCGGGGGAUGCAAGACUGGGAUGAGACAAAUGAUACAGGCUCGAUAUUCCUUCGGGCUCUAUCUUGGAAUCAUUCCCAUCCUCCUCAACGCUGGAACGGUAACAGGGUUUACGCUCGUGGGAUCGAUCGUGAGCGGACAGGCCAUCGCAGCUGUGAAUGAGAAGGCCAACAUAAGUGUCAACGUAGGCAUCGGCAUCGUUUGCACUCUCAGCUUUUGUCUCGCGUUCCUAGGAUAUCGAGCGGUCCACGUCUGGCAGCGGUGGCAGUGGUUACCGAACUUGCUUGCCAUUGUCAUUGCCGUCGGCUGUGGUGGGAAGCAUCUGAUGAACCAGGCUGACCAUGACCCGGCAUCUGUGAAAAGUGUCGUAGGAUAUGGAAGUCUAAUGGCAGGAUAUUUCAUGACAUUUGGCGGGACUGUCUCCGAUUUCACCGUCUAUCACGACCCCGAAUCAUCCAAGCUCAAGAUCUUUACGUACGUGUAUCUUGGCUUGAUCACCCCAUCGACGCCCCUGCUCAUUCUUGGAGCUGCCAUCGGUGGUGCUCUCCCCAAUGUCGAAUCAUGGCAAACGGCUUGGGAUAAUUACGGAAUCGGCGGCGUCAUGGCUGAAAUGCUCGCACCAGCAGGGGGUUUUGGCAAGUUCGUUCUUGUCGUUCUCGCCUUGAGUGUUGUUGGUAACAUGGUGCUGUCCAAUUAUUCAGUCGCCUUGUGUUUGCAGAUGCUUGUUCCUGCCUUUGCCAAGGUGCCACGCUUCUUGUUCAUCGUCGCAACGCUGGCUAUCAUGAUCCCAAUGUCGAUCUAUGCGGCUGCUAAAUGGGAGGAGUCCCUUGUUAACUUUCUGUCUGUGAUUGGCUAUUGGGCGGGAUGCUUUGAUGCCGUUGUCAUCGAAGAACUCAUAGUCUUUCGAAACAUGGACUACCGUUCUUAUGACCCCGCGAUAUGGAAUCAAGUACGACGGCUUCCAACUGGACUCGCGGCCAUCGGAGCAUCUUUGGUCAGUAUUGGGUUGGUGGUCCCGUCAAUGGACACGCCGUGGUUCACUGGGCCCAUUGGGGAGCGAAUUGGUGACCUGGGCUUUGAAUCAGCUUUCGUGGUCACUGGGGUUGUCUACUACCCGCUUCGGACCUUGGAAGUCAGGUUGAUGGGUCAUGUUUGAGGCAUAUGCACUUAUAAUCCUGCAUGCUUGACAAUUUUGAAGAAAGAGGAACAGAAAUUUCUCCAAGACAUUGCCGCCGUGAUAUCCAUACCAUACUCGGUGGCAUUUUAGUCCAAUGCGCCAGUGAAUGACAGCAGAAAUUAUGAUAGUACAGGAUUACAGGGAGAGAUGGGAGUUUGGGUUGAAGGACAAGGUAAGCAAGGAGGGUUUCCAAGAAACAUGUUGAGAAGAGCAGAGGGAUAACUGAAACUCAAUCAGAGGCUUGUAUAUAAAUAUAGCCUAGCUUUAAGCACUAAGCGUGCAGCCUGCCACACAAGACAACGUCUUCACCAAAAGGAUGCCAUGAGACAUUCGAUAGCCGCGCAGCAGGAAUUGGGACACCUGCUGGAUCCUGAAGGCGAUCUGGCGACACGACAACGCCUCCUUGACCAAGCCAAGUAGGUGCAAUAGUAAUAAUAAUGGAGUCAACUAGUUCGUGAUAUUGAGGAUCAAGCAAGGAGUUGAUAAUUUGGCCGCCUCCCUCGACCAUGACGCUGGAGAGGCCUGCAUGAUGCAAGGCUCUGAAUACAUCAUGCCAGUCAAAGCGCAUGCGUUCGUUGGGCCCUAGUGUAGUCGGAACAUGGAUAUACUUUCCGCCAUGCUGAUCGAGUAGUGCAACGUUCUCAGCAGGCAAGUUCUGGCUAGACACACCAGUCAGGACAAAGGGAGCUAAACCAUUACCGAGGCGAGAAACCUCUAGAACUUUGUCGGAGCUGCUAGGAGCCCAUCGGAGAUGAGGAUCAAUGACAAUGGGCCGAGGCUGGCUUGUAGCACCAGUGAUACGACAAUUCAGGGCAGGCGAAUCGGCCAAGAGAGUAGAAACGCCGAUGAGAAUAGCAUCAUGUCGUGAACGAAGGUAGUGAGUCAUUGCUUUGGAGUCGGGCCCGGAGAGUCGAGUGCGGACGCCAGGUGCCAGAGAAAGCGAUGAAUCAAGCGAAGUUGCAAAUGUGAGUGUCACAAACGGCCGUGACGUUCCAGACGCUGUUGUUGAAGGCGGAAGUCUGGACUCUAGCAUAGCUGCUGAGGAUGCGGGGAAGGUGAGCUCCGACAUUUUGAGUUCUUUCCCGUAAUGAUAAGGUAGGAUCUGAUCAAGCAGGAUACGAAGAUGAAGAGAUACCUAAUACCUAAGCCAGAAGGUAAGGUAUAGGUAGAGAGCUUUGAUGCCAGGUACUUUUGCCCUAGUAGCGCCGUUCUGUAGGUUGUAGGAGCUUCCAAUAUGCCGCCGACAACUCCUACAGGAGACUGGGUGACGUGGCCAAGUAGAUGGAGAGGAUCUGAUUUAAUCGUUCUUUGAGCUCCAAUCUUCUCAAUUGAUUUGGCGUGGAGAGGAUACUUCGCGGUUGUCGCUGUCAGAUUAAAGGAUUAAUUCGAUAAUACUUUGGUUGAGAUGAAGUUGAAAUUGACUUUCCUGAUUGGAAGGAAGGAUACAGGCAGCGGCUGGCUGAAACCGCUGGCGGGAAUGUGACAGCAGCAGGCGCGGCCCACAUGCCAUUCAUGGCCCUUGGCAAUUGAAUCACCCAAUGAAUAUAGAGAUUAUUACGAUAAACUUGAAGUCCAGUAUGGAAUUCUUAAGCUUCAAUGGGAUAGCGAACGAUGUCUGCAAUGAAUUUUUAUUUUAUUUUAUUUUAUUUUUGAUUUUCUUUCUAAUGAAGCAAUUUCCCGAGUCCGUAAAGAAUGCUGAUCAUUUAUCCUGCCUUGUUGCCACGCGCGAGUGCCGCUUCAUCCAUGGUAUUCCAAAGUGAGGCAGUUCGUUUUCUGGCUAUUUGGAUCAUUGGCGACUGGUAGGUCGAUCUAUCUGCUAAAGAUGGUAACUCAAACAGAUCUGAGGAGGC